Sclerotinia sclerotiorum 1980 UF-70 is the source of this 3426-nucleotide messenger RNA. RefSeq lists its product as hypothetical. Gene Ontology annotation, molecular function: protein binding; phospholipid binding. The transcript has 4 exons. Lineage: Eukaryota; Fungi; Ascomycota; Leotiomycetes; Helotiales; Sclerotiniaceae. Gene Ontology annotation, cellular component: plasma membrane; cell division site; cytoplasmic side of plasma membrane. The record is from RefSeq and is a predicted model, not a curated record. Bases 1 to 3426 code for a protein of 1141 amino acids. Gene Ontology annotation, biological process: cytoskeleton organization.
AUGGUCCGUGAUGGAUACAAGUCACCAUUUACAUACCGUAACCUGUUAAUACUAGGCAAGAUGCCGGGAACAAUAUCAGAUGGACCUUCUGUCACCAUGAGUUUCGCAAAUAACUUUUGGGGAAAGGAUGACGCUGGUGUUGAGCCACUGAUACAGCGUAUGGUUCAUGCUAAACAAACUUGUGAUGAAUUGAAAUCUUUCUACAAUGCUCGUGCCGCCCUGGAGGAGGAAUAUGCUCGUAAAUUACUCCAAUUAUCACGAAAACCAUUGGGAUCCCAGGAGUCAGGAACUCUGCGCAAAUCAUUAGAUGUUCUGAAGGCGGAGGUUGAAGCGAUGGGAAAAGCACAUCAAACAAUUGCUGGACAAAUGAAAACCGAGUUGGAGGAGCCGCUGGCGGCUUUUGCCGGUGCAAUGAAGGAGAGAAGAAAGAUUGUUCAGCAUGGCACGGAAAAAUUACUGAAAAUCAAGGUACAACAGACAAAUCAGGUCAAUAAAGUAAGGCACCCUAACUUUAAUCUUGAAUAUUACUUACCUCAAUGUCAGACGCGAGACAAAUAUGAACAAGAAUGCCUCAAGAUUAAAGGAUACCUCGCCCAAGGACAUAUGGUAAUGGGACAGGAAGAACGAAAAAAUAAAGCCAAGCUCGAGAAAACCCAAGUGAACUUAGCGGCGUCGAAUACCGAGUACGAAAAUGCAGUCAAGAUCCUCGAGGAAACAACAGGCCGCUGGAACAGAGACUGGAAAUCGGCCGCCGACAAGUUCCAAGAUCUUGAGGAGGAGAGACUUGAUUUCAUGAAGAGUAGCUUAUGGAGCUUUGCGAACAUUGCUUCCACGGUUUGUGUAAGCGACGAUGCUUCUUGCGAGAAGGUUCGCCUCGCGCUUGAAGAUUGCGAGGUAGAGAAAGAUAUUAUGUCUUUCAUAGCUGAAUGUGGAACUGGACAGGAAAUUCCGGAUCCGCCAAAGUACAUUAAUUUCUGUCGCGGUGAUGCUGAUUCACAAUCUGAGGCUUCUGAGGACGACGCUUACUCAGUGGCACAAUUUCAACGCACUAUUAACCCAGCCUACAGAAGUUCGUCACCACAACCAUCCACCUACGAGUCUCACCACGAUCCUCAAUCAGCUCUUGCUAAGGACUUGGCUCAUGAGGUUGAAAUGCCAAAAGGUCGAGAUACAACCGCCACUCCUCAGAAACUUACGGCAUCAAAUUCGACCCCGGACAGAUCACGACAUGCCCAAGUCGAGGAUUACGAACCAGAACCUCCUGCACAGGCCCCACCUCAAGUGGAGUAUCAACAACCAGCCAGACCUAGAGCGCAAUCUCAGGCUGGUUAUUCACAAACCGGCCGAGCUCGUACCCAGCCUCAAAUCGAUUAUCAGCAGUCUGGAAGGCAAAGACAGCAACCUCAGCAAGAUUACCAACAAGCCGAAAGGCAAAGGCAGCCAGUGCACACUAAUCAUCAACAGGCAGAGAGGCAAAGGAAACAAUCCGUCGAUUAUCAACAAAUUGACAGACAACAACAGAGCGAAAGACAGAAGCAGGCACAAGCUCAAGCUCAAGCGCACGCUCAGGCUCAAGCUAAUUACCGUCAACAAGAACGCCCGAAACAAUCUCAGCUUGAAUAUACUCCUCAAAUUUUGCAACAGCCCCAACUUGAUUACCAACGUCCUGAAAGUUCUAGGUUACCGAAGAUGGACUGGUCAAAACCAAUUCAAAUGCCAUACGAACAGCAACAAGGCCAGUUGGUUCCCAAACAAGGCCAAAUUGCUCAAGUGCCUCACAACCCUCAUCCUACGGAUGGCAUGACAAUGUUGUGUCGAACGGGGCCUUCCUCAGCACCGUCAGAUAUGAGCUCCGCCGCGAAUAGCCCAGUAAGGCCAUCUAGUCGGGAUUCUCAAAGUGAUUAUUCAAACCCUACCUCAUUCUCAAGCCAGGAACCUCAAAGUGGCAAAACAUCACCGGUGAAGCAAAGCGCCCCGAUCAUUGAGAAGCCGAUCCAGAAGAGAAAGAGUGGGAUCUUUCAUAGUCCAUUCAGACGAAAGAGCACCAAGGGUGGAGAAGAAGUAGCUGCUGUCGCCAAGCCAGCCGCGUCAAAUCGCAGUACUUGGUCCGGUCGGAACACCAAUGUUCAGAGUACUUCAUCUAGACGACCUACUUCAAGGAUGAUACAGCCAGCACCACAAACUAUGAUGCUAACUGACCGACCUAGCAAUAGCCCGGAGCCCGUCGAUCCACGGGCCAAUUUUCAACUGAAUAUUGGAAAUAAUGUUUUUGAUGUCGCAGCACCUGAGAAAAAGAACAAUUUUGCUCAAAGUGCCCCUGCUGCAAGCCAAGCAGUUGAGGAAUCUGACCCCAUAGCUCAAGCUCUUGCUGAUCUCAAAAUUGUCACCAAGGCAUCGUCUACUAGGGUGUCUGCUGAUAAAUAUCACGGCGUCGCUACUCCCGCUCCUGAUGCAGCACCCACCUCAAGACCUAUAGGAUCUCAAAUGGUGAAUGGAGCUUUGAUGGCCGGUAUGCGCGGUACUCCCCCACCAUCUUACGAUCCAACUCCUGUUGAGAGACUCGGCCUUCCGUCGCCUGCCUUCACCUCGAAGUCAAUGCAGCAAACUCGUCAAAAGUAUGUCGACCAAACAGCAAACAUGUUUAGUGCUCCCCAACCAAGGCCAGAUUCACAGCAAGCUGGGUAUGGCUCACGCCCGGGAACAAGGGGAUCAGAUAUGCCCCGAGCAACAUCACCAGCGCCUCCUCGAAGUGUUUCACCUCGACCUGGAGCACAAGGACAAGCCCACAGAUCUGCUUCUCCCAAGUACGCCGGAAGCACACACUCUCGUACCGGAUCCGCUCCUCAGCAAAAACGGGGCUCUGACACUUAUUAUCAGCGUAAUUCUCCAAGUAUUUCUACUCGUGGUGUCUCGCCGGUUCCAUAUGCACAGCAGGAAAGACCCAAUAGUAGCCAUGUAAAAGCUCCCUUCCAGCAACAAGAGAGGCCUAGCAGCAGUCAUGUCAAGGCUCCAUUUGCACAACAAGAUAGGCCUUCCAGUAGUCAUUCACACAACAGCAUGGCAAUACAAUUAGCACCUGGUCCUGAUGAUGGUUAUGGUUCUCAAGGACGAAGCGGCAGUAGAGCCAGUGCCGGUUCCAGAGCCAUGAGCUACUAUGGCGGUGGAAACGAUCAACAAUUGACGGCUCGAAGCAGAAGUAAAAGUGUUGCAGAUGUUCGCCAGUUCAAUAGUCAAGGUCGACCUAUUUUACAUUUUGCUCGGGCACUUUACAUGUAUCAAGCGGCUAUCCCCGAAGAACUAAGUUUUGCAAAGGGAGAUAUCCUUGCGGUUAUGACGCAUCAAGAUGAUGGAUGGUGGGAGGCGGAAGUAGCUGGAAAGAAUGGUCGACCGGGCUUGGUGCCAAGUAAUUAUCUACAAAACUGUUGA